This is a messenger RNA of Cladophialophora immunda, 3065 nucleotides long. RefSeq lists its product as uncharacterized. Gene Ontology annotation, biological process: intra-Golgi vesicle-mediated transport. Lineage: Eukaryota; Fungi; Ascomycota; Eurotiomycetes; Chaetothyriales; Herpotrichiellaceae. The record is from RefSeq and is a predicted model, not a curated record. The coding region runs from base 151 to 2346 and encodes 731 amino acids. Gene Ontology annotation, cellular component: Golgi membrane. The transcript is spliced from 3 exons.
GUUCGUCGUUAAUUCGAAGGCUCCUAUAGGCUCAGACCACUUUAUUUGCUCCAUCGACAGAGGUCUGCCGACUUACUACUGCUGAUGGAGUCUCCAAGUCGGCGGAAUUUCAAACUGGAGGAUCAGUGAAUCCACACCCCUAUUGACGGUAUGGAUGCAAUAGUGGUAUCAGAGGUCAAUGCCCCUCGGGCGGAGGAUGGUGACUCCCAUCCUGAAGGUAUACUCGAGCGGCCGCCUGGUGAAGCAGAAAACAAAUUCCAAAAGGCAAUCGCAGCAUGGCGGAAUAUCGAUCUUUCCUCGUUGAUGGCCCAACUAGAUUCCACGGCCUCGGAAAUUGUCGCCCAGCAGAGGGACGCGUUGCUCGAACGGAAGGAGCUCGCCCAGAAGACGAAAGACUUUCGAAAAUUGGAGGAUGCGGCGAAGUUGACUGAAUAUAAGACUCUCUUGAAAUCGUAUCAAACUUUCAUUGACCUGAUCACUGGCCAUGGCAAGACUUCCUCGUCCGCAUUCCUCCAACUAUACCAGUCGUUGUCCGAGGCUCCGGAUCCAUUUCCUCUCCUCGAAGCUUCAGUCGACUCUCUAGUUGCCUCCGAGGACACGGUGCCCAAGCUCACUACUGAGAAUCACCAACUGCUCGCUAGGGUCAGUAAAUUGACUGCUCAGCUCGAAGAAACGGAAAGAAAGUUGCAAGACGAAAGCAAGGCCAGGAAAGCUGCUGAGGCCGGAACAGGUACCCUGGUGCAAGAGGUCGAAGCCAAAUGGGAAAAUGUCUUGGAGGAGAAACAAAACAACUGGGCCGCAAAGGAGCGCUUUCUGGAAGACAAGGUCGAAAAUCAAGACAGGCUACUCAAAGAGUUGAAAGCCAGCUACGAAGUGUCUCAGCGACUUCAAGAUGGGUCGGCUGAAGCAGCAUCAUCUAAAGCUGCCGCUGCAGAGCUGGAGAUGAUGACCUACGAACUUGAAAAAACAACUGCACGUCUGGCCGAAAUUGAAGCGAGGAAUGAACAGCUUCGAGUCGACCUUGCUCGAGCCACUUCUCAGAGCGUUGAAAAUCACAAUAUUGAAGACGAUCCUUCCUUUUUACGCCUGCAGUCCGAAAACUCUUCCCUCCUUCGAAAAAUUGAGGCCGCAAGGUUCGAGAGAGAAACAGAAAAGAGAGAUUGGGACAACAAGCUGCGUCAAGCCGAUAGACAGCGGUCUCAACUCGCAAAUGAGAACGAGGAGCUGCGAACGAAGGUUAAUAAAUGGUCCGAUUACGAAGAUCUGAGACGGGAACUGGAUACUCUUCGGUCAAUUGAACUGUCAAUUGGCGACGAUGAAGACGGGGACGAGGCUGUUGUGGACGGAUCGGUGGACAACAGUGCGAAGCAAUCUUUGGAAAAGCUGCUCCUCGCACGUAACAAAAAGCUGACCAACGAACUGACUUUGCUGCGAGUCUCACACCAAGACCUCCAGCGCCAGCUUGAAGAUCUUCAAGAAGAGCUAUCCCGGACGAAUGCCGAAUUGGAGAAGUCCCAGAAGCUUUCUUCGACCCUGGAGAACGACCUCAUACGCGUGCAGGAGGAGGCGGCCAACGUACUUCCCUCUUCGGGCAUGUCUGUGGCCGGGACUUAUGUGUCUCGGCUUCCGACGGGCUCUCUGCGGAGAGGAAGGGCGUCACCCACAUCCUCAAUCAUUUCGGGCUACGACAUGCAGCCGAGAACCAAUACCUUGGAGUCACUGCGAGCGGGAGAUGCGCUUGGCGGAGGAUCUGGCAUUUUGCCGAUGAUCCAGGCUCAGAGAGAUCGGUUCAAGCAGAAGAACCAACAACUUGAGGAAGAGCUAUCCAAAACUUACGCUACGGUCACCUCCCUGCGUCAAGAAGUCGCCUCGCUUCAGAAGGAUAACUUGAACCUGUACGAAAAAACACGAUAUAUCUCCGCGUACAAUCGGGGCCCAACCACAUCUUCAGCUUACUCCGCGACACCAGGACACACCGCGAUCCAUGUGGAUGACACUACGACCGGCCGCUGGAAGUCCCAAUACGAGGCCAAUAUUUCUCCUUUCGCCGCCUUUCGUGGCCGAGAAGCUACUCGUGCUUACAAACGCAUGAGCUUCCCAGAAAGAAUAGUAUUUUCGCUGACGAGGGUCGUUCUCGCUACCAGGACUUCGCGCAACCUCUUUGCCGGUUAUUGUCUUGCGCUCCACAUGCUGGUUUUCGUGAUGCUCUACUGGAUGGGCACUGCAGAUGUUGAUCGAAAUGUUGUCCAUCUGGGCGAAGCAGCAGUCGCCGCAGCGGCGGGCGGCGCAGGACUUGGAUCACCUGAGUCCCACGACCCUGACUGGCAUCAGCAGGAGUUCGGAUAACUUCUGGUGAGCAAAGUCGCUUUGCUAGAGGCUCUUCUUUGUUCCUACGGCGGGUUUCCAAGGACUCCGGCUUCUUUUUUCGUCGGACGGAGUAUCCUGUUGCUUCUCAGAGGUCGUUCCAUUUCUAUCAUCUCGCUGCCUUUCUUUAGAGAUGAGAUAAUGGCACGCUCCACACGGGUCUGUCACGCGUGCGCCUUCUAGGAGGCUUUGAUGCAAUGGAGUCUGUCUUAAAGCCAGGGCACUCCUCCCUUGACUAUACAACAUUAUUUACAACUCCAGGGUGACAACAAAUUAGAAUCCUCCAAUUUCAAAUCCAAGGAUUACGGUCAUUCGGGCAGCCGGCCGUUUCUGGGGCGGCUACACGCCAACUAAUAUUUAUGCGGGAUCCAUCGAAGUGAGCACUAGAUCGCAGGAGGCAGGGUAUCGCCGCGGAUGAUAGAAGGACUGGCUGCGACUUUCUACUAGUAGUACGACCAAGACUCCAGCACCGUAAACGUUGCCUGAAACGACUCCAAGAGGCAAAGUCGAGGCUGACGGGAAUGAUCUAUCGACGUUGUCAAGUAAGCGCAGAAGACGGGCAACGUGGCAUACGCACGCAACUCCAUGCGAGCCACGGAUCUUCCUUGUCUCUGUACAGAAUCUCCAGAAACCACGCUGGCUCCCACAGUCAGCUUGAUGAUGCCUCACGGAAUCCAAGAGACCUGUUUUGCGCUCCGUGG